AUGAAGGAUGACCUGCUCAUGCUGAACCUCUUCCCAGAGGUGCCCACCAACACCUACUCCAGCAGGAAUGAGAUUAUCUUUGUCAUCGACCGCUCAGGUGAGGUGGAGGCAGGUGGGACAGCUGGACAAGGAAGCAUGCAUGGACAAAAGAUAGAGAGUGCCCGUUCAACACUUCUUCUGUUCCUGAAGAGUCUGCCUCUGGGUUGCCUCUUCAACAUUGUCAGCUUCGGCUCAUCCUUCUCAGUGCUCUUCAAGAAGGGGAGUCGUGUGUACUCAGAGGCAACGCUGCGUGAGGCAUGCCAGCUGCAGGCCGCGAUGAAAGCCGACAUGGGGGGCACAGAAAUCCUGGCGCCACUCAAGGACAUCUAUGACAAGCCACCCAUACCUGGCUACUCACGACAGUUUAAUGAAAGCUGUGAGGGUUUCCAAGAGUGUGUUCACCACUAG
Messenger RNA from Scylla paramamosain (green mud crab), 447 nucleotides. Its product is annotated as von Willebrand factor A domain-containing protein 5A-like. The coding region runs from base 1 to 447 and encodes 148 amino acids. NCBI's taxonomy places the organism in Eukaryota, Metazoa, Arthropoda, Malacostraca, Decapoda, Portunidae. The transcript is spliced from 4 exons. The record is from RefSeq and is a predicted model, not a curated record.